AGACAGGAUCACUGCGAUGAUCGCCCCUCCCUUCCUGUCGCGUCAUGAUGAAAGUGAAGCGCUCCUUCCUUGAGGUUUGUUUAUCAUCCUCGAUUACUAGCAGCACACAAAAGUCUUGAAAAAUACAAAACGAACAUUGGAGAGGUUAGUCCUGGUAGUAGAAAAGGCAACACAACUCCCGCCGCUGCAGCGCCAGAUUCUGAUGCUGAUUUCGUAAAAAACGCGCAGAACCAUGAAUCCAAAUUUUUACCUUUCUCAUUUCUUCUGAAUUAUCGAUGAUGUUGUUGUAGUAAGUAAGUAUUAACGAAAAUUCUCUUCUACUACUGGCUAUGUCUCCUAUUUUCUUUUUGUUUCCACACGUUUGAUUACAUCUGCGCUAAACUUCUUACUUCCUUCAUCUAUUAUUUUCAGUGGAAAAAAUGACAAAGAAUAACCGUCCCGGUGGGGUAAGCCCCGGAAUGAACAGGAUGCUCAUGCCUCGAGGAGGAGGAGAUGGCCCCGGUUUCACGCCGCCUAUGAGGCGGAACAACCAGGAAGGUGCAUCGAGUCCUAGCUGGCGUUCAGAGAUGCACCAAAACCGAAGAGGGGAUCCAGAGAUGACCUGGCGCGUGGAGUUGAACAAAACUAUCCAGGAAAAUUUCUUUCUCACACCUUUAUUAAGGCUAGCUCAGAUGCAUCCUCGUCCACAUCAUCCUCGUUGUCCUCUACUACUUUUUCUGCUUGUUCUACUACUUAAAAAGAAUGUUACUUAUAAAAAGUUUCCACUAGAAAAAGAAUGCUGCAAGGGAGGUCAUGCUUUCACUCAAGGAUGCUGCCCAUAAUCAAUGCGGUACAAGCUCACUCUAACUUUGAAAGAACGCGAGUUCGCUCUUUUCUUCGCAGAGUUGACCCCUCUUCUAGACCGCAUGGACGCUUGCAAUGUCUCGACUAUGUGGCACGUGCUAGCGCAACAUCAACAAGGAAAUCGUGGUGGAAAUGUUGUUGUACCCUGCUUUUCUACAACUUUGUCAACAUCUUCGACGUUCUUGCAAGAACGAUUAAGGCACCAACCGCGGGAGCAUCCUUAGCAUCAAUCUUGGUCUUUUUUUCAAGGGAAAAUUUAAGGGGCCAGGGACUUAGGGCUUAAGGAUGCGACGCGGCAGCUCUAAAACAACAUGAAGGAGGAGACGAAGAGGACAAUGGACAUGGAGUACACGACCCCCAGCAAAAAGCACUGACAAUGUCACUGAAAAGACGCCAUCACCGAGAGCUGCAAGCAUUGGUCAGGCGCACUGGGCAGCUCAUGCGAAGCUAUCGGAGCCGGGAAUUUGCGAACACCGCAGUAGGAAUGCGAAUUAUCUUUGCAGAGUCCUUAUCUUCUGGCGAAAGUAGAGGUCCUAAUUCAUCUUUCGGAUUGCGACAUGACGGUGAUCUAGCAGCAGAGGUCUACAACGUGCUGCGUGAUAAGUUGAUGCCCUGCGCGACAACCUAUUUCCGAGAUUGUCCGGCUAGAAAACGGUGGAGUGUUCCAGAGUUUUCCAUGCUGACGUACAGCCUCUCUCGGUUUCGACACGCACUACCUUGUCGAGAGCUCUGGACCGGCCUUUUCAGAAUUGUAGCCGACGAACUGCAAAGCUCCGAGCAAUACCAGUACUUCGGCGACCACUCAGCCCGGUUCAACUCCUUCUCGCCGCAAAGCGUCAUGAACCUCGCACAGGCCUAUGCAACUGUCUUUUGCGGAAUUUUCAUGCAACAAAGCAUCAAUCCCGAUGAUGGCCACAACAUGGCCGCGCCGACCAGAAGAGACAACGCAGGCUUAUCAACGAGUUGUAUCAGAUCAUCUUCUUCCUCAACAUCUUCCAGUUGCAUCGCUCAAAGUAUCGAUGCUGCUCAACAGAGAGCGCUGCUUUUCCGGAAAAACGCGCGCUUUUUCUGUCUACUUGCAGAGGAAGCAAAUGGUAUUUUGGGCGCACAGAAUGCUAGGAGUCAAAGACACUACGUCGAAAACAGUAGUACAAAUGCUACGACGAGGACAAGAACUUGCACAUCAUCCACAACAAGUGCCAGAAGAGGAGCCAAGAAUUUGCGAAGUGAUGACUUCUCCGUAAUGGAACUUGUGAAUUUGCUCCAAGCUUUUGGUCUUAUUAAGGAUGACCUCGCCGCUUGGUUAGAAGCCACAGAUUGUGUGGUCCACCACCAAAGUAGAGAUGCAAUUAAUGCGAGACAAGUGGAAGUCUUCCAAUCGUUUUAUCAGAAAUCUUUGGAAGCGUGUUUUUAUUUUCUGGAAGCAGGGUCGUUCAAAUGGCGCGACAUCAGCGAAGCAGCUUGGGCCCUGAAAGACCUUCCGAGAAACUUGUGUGACGAUGACGAAGGUAUUUCUCUGCUCUUCGAUAUGCUCGUAGAGGAAUUCCGCCGGCGAUUACAGCCUACUUCUAAGAAUAAUAGUUCUGCUCUUGAGCCUCUGGACGCACAAACAUUGGUGGUUUUUUUGCAUUCGUUAGCUGAGCGUCGCGCAAAACAACUAGCACAUGCACAAGUACAACAAGAACAUCAAGACAAAAACAGGUUCAACGUCCACUUAGACAAGCACGUCGUGGUCGAUGAUGAAGAUGCUUCUUCUAAGGAGCAAGCUGAAAGUGUAAAAAGCCUACUACACGCUGUCGCGAAUUAUAUUGCUCCCAAAGUAGAAGGGGAAGCGCGACGAGUUUCGCAGCACCAGUUGUUGAAAAGCGUGAAAGCUCAAGAUUUAGCAUUGCUUGCUUGGUCCUACGCUACAAUCUUCGAGGGGUGCUCCUUCGAUCACCGUGUUAGUCCUCCGGUGAUGCGGCUUUUUGACGAAGUGGAGCGUGGUUUCUUAGCAUUUUAUCGUUCUCUCGACGACGCUGAAAAGGAUGAGAGGAAUAUUUUGGCGAGGUUUGUGCCUCAAAAUCUGACGAAUUUGGCGUGGGCCUUCGCAGCAAUGAAUGUCAAUGCUGAUGACCGCUUCUUUCCGACAAUUGCUGAGGCUUUCCUAUGCAUGGUUCAGCGUCAGGAUCAUCAGGUGGAACCAACGGCAACUACGAGCCGCAAGAACCAUUCAAUCGUGCUCCUGACAUUGCAAAAUGUCGCGAACCUAAUUUGGGCUUUUGCUGCCCUGAACUACGUCCCGCGCGCAGGUCAAGCGGAAGACAUUCCCUCGGAAUUUUUCAACGCGGUUUGGACUGCUGCGAGCGACAUUAUUGUUCUUGAAGAAUCUAGUACAACGAGAGCAGGCCUUACAACCGCCUCUUCCAGGACCAGCACGGUUACCACGGACCCUCAUCCAUCUACCGCAGCGUCAUGGUCUGCGUCAAUAUAUGGCUCGUUUUCACGCGCUGCCAAUGAGUUGACAUUACAAAACGUGUGCAAUUUGUGUUGGGCCUUUGCCGUUUUCGUAGCGGGGAAAUUAUCUCUACUCCAGAGUUGGUCUGAACUACGCGACCGAGGACACGACCAUCAAGUACAGGAGCUACCAAGGCUAACUGCGCUCGAAGCCAAAUUCUGUGUGAUCUUGUUGGACUUUCUACGAGACAUCAAUUGCGGUUCUACUUCUACGAAUGUGGUCACGUUCUCCAAGAAGGAUCCGGUUGUACACGUAGUCGAGAAUAAUCAAAUUUGGCUAUUUUGGUUGUCUCUUAGAACACUGUGCAGCUAUGGCUCCGAGUUGCAGUCAAAGAAAGCCGUUCAUCUUUCCAGAGACGGUGCCAUCGAUGAUAGCCAGCAGUAUUUGCUCCAAUCUUACCUGGAAGAAGAUGAUGCUCUGAAAGGCUUCAUGCAAGAGGCCAAGCGUAAAUUUUUUCAGGCUAGCCGUGCUGGAGUGACGAUCUCGAAAUUUCAACAGGACGUUACAGACUGCCUGCAUGAUGCACUGGGAGCAAGAGAACAAGCAAACCUAGAAUCCAGCAAGAUUCGUCUCGAACAGGAACAUAUUUGCGAAAAAACUGGUUACUCCAUCGAUAUCGCCUUGUUUCUCGAAGACAAAGUACUACUGGACCAUUCCGUGCCAGCGGCCCGUGUUGACCUCUCGCUCCAAGCAGAACGAGAUGAACAAGACCAAGAUCAACAUCAAGAACCUGCUCUUUCUACAAAUGCACCAAGCAGAGCAGACAGAAGCUCCUUUAAGAAGAAGAUAGCAAUAGAAGUUCAGGGGGAACAACACUACGUCAAUUAUGGCACGCAUGGUCGCACUACUGGUCGUACAUUUCUGAAGCGCGUGCUUUUGGAACAGUCUGGCUGGGUGGUGAAAGAAAUCUCUCCCCUUUAUUGGCGGCAUCUCACAUUAAGUGCGCAAGAUUGGAGGAACAGAGGUGAAAAACUACUCGAGAAAGUGCUGACGCACUCUACAUCUGAGUCGAACGAUUAGUUCUGCAUCUUCUGAUGUGACUUGAAGUUGAACCUGAACCAGG
Molecule: messenger RNA, 4403 nt
Organism: Amoebophrya sp. A25
Lineage: Eukaryota; Dinophyceae; Syndiniales; Amoebophryaceae
Source: the annotation of a GenBank genome assembly